AUGCCUCGCCUCUUCGCCUAUAACAUCAAACGCCUCCGCGAUCCACCCAAACAAACACAGAGGCCGCUACCGCUGGAUAUGCACCGACUCCACAGCUCCCCAUCUCCCCAGCUCCCCAUUUCCUCAUCUCCCCAGCUCCACAGCUCCCCAUCUCACCAGCUCCCCAUUUCCUCAUCUCCCCAGCUCCACAGCUCCCCAUCUCCCCAGCUCCCCAUUUCCUCAUCUCCCCAGCUCCAAAUCUCCACAGCUCCACAGCCCCACGCCCUCGCUCCCCAGCUCCCCAUUUCCCCAUCUCCCAAUCUCCACAGCUCCCCAUCUCCCCAUCCCCCCAGCUCCCGAUCUCCACAGCUCCCCAGCUCCUCAUCUCCACAGCUCCCCAUCUCCACAGCUCCCCAGCUCACAAUCUCCCCAGCUCCCCAGCUCCCCAGCUCCACAGCUCCCAAGCUCAUCAUCUCCCCAGCUCCCCAUCUCCACAGCUCCCCAUCUCCACAGCUCCCCAUCUCCACAGCUCCCCAGGUCCCAAUCGCCCCAGCUCCACAGCUCCACAGCUCCACAUCUCCACAACUCCCAAUUUCCCCAGCUCCCCAUCUCCCAGCACCCCAGCUCCCAAUCUCCCCAGCUCCACAGCUCCCCUUCUCCCCAGCUUCACAGCUCCCCCUCUACCCAUCUUCCCAGCUCCCCAGCUCCACAGCUCCCCAGCUCUACAGCUCCACAGCUCCCAAGCUCAUCAUCUCCCCAGCUCCCCAUCUCCACAGCUCCCCAUCUCCACAGCUCCCCAGCUCCCCAGGUCCCAAUCUCCCCAGCUCCACAGCUCCACAGCUCCGCAUCUCCCCAGCUUCCCAGCUCCCCCUCUCCCCAUCUUCCCAGCUCUCCAGCUCCCCAGCUCCACAGAUCCACAGCUCCCCAUCUCCCCAGCUUCCCAGCUCCCCCUCUCCCCAUAUUCCCAGCUCCCCAGCUCCCCAGCUCCACAGCUCCCCAUCUCUACAGCUCCACACACCCCAGCUCCCAAUCUCCCCAGCUCCACAGCUCCCCUUCUCCCCAGCUUCACAGCUCCCCCUCUCCCCAUCUUCCCAGCUCCCCAGCUCCACAGCUCACCAGCUCCCCAGCUCCACAGCUCUCCAGCGCCGCAGCUCCCUAGCAUCCCAGCUCCCCAUCCUCCCAGCUCCCGAUCUCCACAGCUCCCCAGCUCCUCAUCUCCACAGCUCCCCAUCUCCACAGCUCCCCAGCUCACAAUCUCCCCAGCUCCCCAGCUCCCCAGCUCUACAGCUCCACAGCUCCCAAGCUCAUCAUCUCCCCCUCUCCCCAUCUUCCCAGCUCUCCAGCUCCCCAGCUCCACAGAUCCACAGCUCCCCAUCUCCCCAGCUUCCCAGCUCCCCCUCUCCCCAUAUUCCCAGCUCCCCAGCUCCCCAGCUCCACAGCUCCCCAUCUCUACAGCUCCACAGCUCCACACUCCACAUCUCCACAACUCCCAAUUUCCCCAGCUCCCCAUCUCCCAGCACCCCAGCUCCCAAUCUCCCCAGCUCCACAGCUCCCCUUCUCCCCAGCUUCACAGCUCCCAAUCUCCCCAGCUCCACAGCUCCCCUUCUCCCCAGCUUCACAGCUCCCCCUCUCCCCAUCUUCCCAGCUCCCCAGCUCCACAGCUCACCAGCUCCCCAGCUCCACAGCUCUCCAGCGCCGCAGCUCCCUAGCAUCCCAGCUCCCCAUCCUCCCAGCUCCCGAUCUCCACAGCUCCCCAGCUCCUCAUCUCCACAGCUCCCCAUCUCCACAGCUCCCCAGCUCACAAUCUCCCCAGCUCCCCAGCUCCCCAGCUCUACAGCUCCACAGCUCCCAAGCUCAUCAUCUCCCCAGCUCCCCAUCUCCACAGCUCCCCAUCUCCACAGCUCCCAAUCGCCCCAGCUCCACAGCUCCACAGCUCCACAUCUCCACAACUCCCAAUUUCCCCAGCUUCCCAUCUCCCAGCACCCCAGCUCCCAAUCUCCCCAGCUCCACAGCUCCCCUUCUCCCCAGCUUCACAGCUCCCCCUCUCCCCAUCUUCCCAGCUCCCCAACUCCACAGCUCCCCAGCUCUACAGCUCCACAGCACCCAAGCUCAUCAUCUCCCCAGCUCCCCAUCUCCACAGCUCCCCAUCUCCACAGCUCCCCAGCUCCCCAGCUCCACAGCUCCCCAUCUCCACAGCUCCACAUCUCCACAACUCCCAAUUUCCCCAGCUCCCCAUCUCCCAGCACCCCAGCUCCCAAUCUCCCCAGCUCCACAGCUCCCCUUCUCCCCAGCUUCACAGCUCCCCCUCUCCCCAUCUUCCCAGCUCCCCAGCUCCACAGCUCCACAGCUCACCAGCUCCCCAGCUCCACAGCUCUCCAGCGCCGCAGCUCCCUAGCAUCCCAGCUCCCCAUCUCCACAGCUCCCAAGCUCCCCAGCUCCACAGCUCUACAGCUCCACAGCUCCACAGCUCCACAGCUCCACAGCUCCCCAUCUCCCGAUCACCCCAGCUCCCCAUCUCCACAGCUCCACAACUCCCCAGCUCCCAAUCACCCCAGCUCCACAGCUCCCCAAUCUCCCCAGCUCCACAGCUCCCCAUCCCCACAGCUCCCCAGCUUCCCAGCUCCACAGCUACUCAUCUCUACAGCUCCCCAUCUCCACAGCUCCACAUCUCCCCAGCUCCCCAUCUCCACAGCUCACCAGCUCCCCAUCUCCACAGCUCACCAGCUCCCCAUCUCCACAGCUCACCAGCUCCCCAUCUCCACAGAUCUCCAGCGCCGCAGCUCCCUAGCACCCCAGCUCCCCAUCUCCACAGCUCCCCAGCUCCCCAGGUCCCAACCUCCCCAGCUCCACAGCUCCCCAUCUCCCCAGCUUCCCCUCUCCCCAUCUUCCCAGCUCCCCAGCUCCACAGCUCCACAGCUCCCCAGCUCCCCAGCUUCCCAGCUCCCCCUCUCCCCAUCUUCCCAGCUCCCCAGCUCCACAUCUCCACAGCUCCCCAUCGCCACAGCUCCACAGCUCCCCAUCUCCCCAUCACCCCAGCUCCACAGCUCCCCAUCUCCCCAUCUCCCCAGCUCCACAGCUCCCCAGCUCCCCAUCGCCAAAGCUCCACAGCUCCCCAUCGCCAAAGCUCCACAGCUCCCCAUCUCCCCAUCUCCACAGCUCCACAGCUCCCCAUCUCCCCAGCUUCACAGCUCCCCAUCUCCACAGGUCCCCAUCCCCCCAGCUCCACAGCUCCCCAUCUCCCCAUCACCCCAGCUCCCCAUCUCCACAGCUCACCAGCUCCCCAUCUCCACAGCUCCCCAUCUCCCCAGCUCCACAGCUCUCUCUACAGCUCCCCAUCUCCACAGCUCCACAACUCCCCAGCUCCCAAUCACCCCAGCUCCACAGCUCCCCAGCUCCACAGCUCCCCAAUCUCCCCAGCUCCACAGCUCCCCAUCCCCACAGCUCCCCAGCUUCCCAGCUCCACAGCUACUCAUCUCUACAGCUCCCCAUCUCCACAGCUCCACAUCUCCCCAGCUCCCCAUCUCCACAGCUCACCAGCUCCCCAUCUCCACAGCUCACCAGCUCCCCAUCUCCACAGCUCACCAGCUCCCCAUCUCCACAGAUCUCCAGCGCCGCAGCUCCGUAGCACCCCAGCUCCCCAUCUCCACAGCUCCCCAGCUCCCCAGGUCCCAACCUCCCCAGCUCCACAGCUCCCCAUCUCCCCAGCUUCCCCUCUCCCCAUCUUCCCAGCUCCCCAGCUCCACAGCUCCACAGCUCCCCAGCUCCCCAGCUUCCCAGCUCCCCCUCUCCCCAUCUUCCCAGCUCCCCAGCUCCACAUCUCCACAGCUCCCCAUCGCCACAGCUCCACAGCUCCCCAUCUCCCCAUCACCCCAGCUCCACAGCUCCCCAUCUCCCCAUCUCCCCAGCUCCACAGCUCCCCAGCUCCCCAUCGCCAAAGCUCCACAGCUCCCCAUCGCCAAAGCUCCACAGCUCCCCAUCUCCCCAUCUCCACAGCUCCACAGCUCCCCAUCUCCCCAGCUUCACAGCUCCCCAUCUCCACAGCUCCCCAUCCCCCCAGCUCCACAGCUCCCCAUCUCCCCAUCACCCCAGCUCCCCAUCUCCACAGCUCACCAGCUCCCCAUCUCCACAGCUCCCCAUCUCCCCAGCUCCACAGCUCUGCAGCUCCACAGCUCCCCAUCUCCCCAGCUCCACAGCUCCCCAUCUCCACAGCUCACCAGAACCACAGCUCCACAGCUCCCCAGCUCUCCAUCUCCACAGCUCCACAGCUCCACAUCUCCCCAGCUCUCCAGCUCCACAGCUCCACAGCUCCACAUCUCCACAGCUCUCCAGCUCCACAGCUCCCCAGCUCUCCAUCUCCACAGCUCCCCAGCUCCACAGCUCACCAGCUCCCCAUCUCCACAGCUCCCCAUCUCCCCAUCUCCCCAGCUCCACAGCUCCACAGCUCCACAACUCCCCAGCUCCCCAUCCCUACAGCACCCCAUCUCCACAGCUCCCAAGCUCCACAGCUCCCCAGCUCCCGAUCUCCCCAGCUCCACAGCUUCACAUCUCCCCAGCUCCACAUCUCCACAGCUCCACAGCUCCACAGUGUUAGCAAGCCCAGCCCCCUAUAAUGACCUGCUAGGUGUUACCAAGCCCAGCCCAGGCCCCUAUUUUGACCUGCUAGGUGUUACCAAGCCCAGCCCAGGCCCCUAUUUUGACCUGCUAGGUGUUACCAAGCCCAGCCCAGGCCCCUAUAAUGACCUGCUAGGUUUUACCAAGCCCAGCCCAGCCCCCUAUUUUGACCUGCUAGGUGUUACCAAGCCCAGCCCAGGCCCCUAUAAUGACCUGCUAGGUGUUACCAAGCCCAGCCCAGGCCCCUAUUUUGACCUGCUAGGUGUUAGCAAGCCCAGCCCCCUAUUUUGA
Molecule: messenger RNA, 4881 nt
Organism: Salvelinus namaycush (lake trout)
Lineage: Eukaryota; Metazoa; Chordata; Actinopteri; Salmoniformes; Salmonidae
Product: proline-rich protein 36-like
Exons: 8
Coding region: 1-4881 (1626 amino acids)
Source: RefSeq, a predicted model, not a curated record